Molecule: messenger RNA, 2098 nt
Organism: Emiliania huxleyi CCMP1516
Lineage: Eukaryota; Haptophyta; Isochrysidales; Noelaerhabdaceae
Exons: 7
Coding region: 11-2098 (695 amino acids)
Biological process (GO): regulation of DNA-templated transcription
Molecular function (GO): DNA binding; DNA-binding transcription factor activity
Source: RefSeq, a predicted model, not a curated record
CGGCCGCGGGAUGGCAGGCUCGUCGGUGCAUCGGCACGGCCGGCUGCUGUGUCGCGGCGCGCCGCUGUCGUUUCUCGAUGGCGAGUGGGUGCGCCAGGACUCCGACGUCAAGUCGUCCCCUCGCUUCGCGCACAGCGACGACCCCAAGCUCCACCUCACCUCCGACGGCGCCGCCUGGCGGGUCACGCGCGGGGCGGGGUCGGGUGAGGUGAUCGCCGAGGCGGCCUCGACCGCGCUCCACCCAGGGACGGUGGAGGUCGGGUCGUGGAAGGUCUUCGACCGCGGCAAGGAGCUGCCAAAGUCCGCCGAGCUCGAGAUGCUCUGCGACGGCCCAAACACCGAGGAGCAGCCCUUCCUGAUGGAGGAGCUCGGCCGCGACUUCUUCCUGCGGGUGCACCUCACGCGCAAGGUGGUCUGGUUCGUCUGCCCCGCCACGGGCGACAUCUACCACUCGGCCGCCAAGCCCGGCGGCGAGGGCGGCCGCUCCAAGCCCGGCAAGCGCUACUGCCACCUCUGCAACAAGGCAUCGCAGCACCUCGUCAACCUCCACCCCGAGCUGGUCGCCAAGAAGCCGCCAAAGGAGAAGAAGGAGAAGAAGCUCGCCGGGCUCGAGAAGAACAUGCCCUCGCCCGCCGACCCAGAGAGGGUCAAGACGCUGAUCCACGCGCUGCUCUGCCCGUCCGACGGCCCGUCCGAUAGGCCCGACUACACCGCCGAGGCGGUCGGCGUCGCGGUGGACGCGCUGCUCGAGCGGGCGCCGAACCCGCGCCGCUGCGAGAGAGGCGAGGUCUUCAAGGGCCCGGUGACCGUGCUCGUAGAUGUGAAGGACGAGAGCGGCGCAGUGAUCGGUCAAGUCGAGCGACCCAUGACGCUGUCGGACGCGAAGAAGGCGAAGGGCGGCUUCCACGCCAGGGUCCAAGCCAUCAACGCGUGGCUCGCCGCGGCGCAGCCCGAUGUACCGCUCAUCCCCGAGUACUGCGCCUGCUGGGCCGCGCCCGACGCCUACCUGCGGACCGACAAGGACGGCAAGCGGAAAGACGAGUGCAUGGCGGACUUCCCCUCGGAGAAGCGGUGGAGCGGCGAGUGGUGGCGCUUCUGGCGGGAGCACAUCGAGCCGGCGAUCGCCGGCAAGGUUCCGGGACCCCCGCGCAAGUCGGUGUACCAGAAACUGUCCGAUCUGCGGGAGGGUCCGGCGAGCGGCCACAGGGCCAAGCGGCAGAAGCUGGGCCCGGCCGCGUCGGCAGGCGCGGCCGGCAGCCAUUCGGCAAGCGCGGCCGAGCUCGUGGGCGCCGUGGUCCCGGUGCACGGGCCCGGUGAGGCGGAGGGUUUGCGCUUGAACCCGCCGGCGCCGGCGCAAGCGGCGGGCGUGUUCAAAAGUGGCUCGCGCUUCCAGGCGCAGCACAGGGUGGACGGAAGGCAGGUCGACCUCGGCACCUUCGGCACGGCGGUGGAGGCGGCGGUGGCGUAUGCGCGGGCGGUCGGGGAAUACCAGCCUCCGGCUCCUCCUCCGAUUGUGGCUGCAGAAGGGGAGGUGGUUGCAGAGGCGGAGGGCUUGAGAUUGCACCUCUCCAGCAACAGUGCCACCGGGUACAAGGGCGUGCAGCAGCGCCCCUCCGGCCGCUUCCGGGCGCAGCACACGGUGGGAAGGGAGACUGUCUGCUACGGCUUCUUCGGCACGGCGGUGGAGGCGGCGGUGGCGUAUGCGCGGGCGGUCGGGGAAUACCAGCCUCCUCCGGCGGUGGCUGCAGAAGCGGAGGGCCUGAGAUUGCACCUCUCCAGCAGCAGUGCCACCGGGUACAAGGCCGUAUCCAUUUGGCGCGGGUCGAGCGGCGGCAUCGUCGACGUCGAUUGCGCGGUGGACGCUCUCGUGGCGGCGGUGCUCGCUGGAGCCCCCCGCGCUGUGCAGGACCCCUGGGGCUGCCUUGGGCUGCAGCGGUUGACGGGCCGCGAGGCGAGCCGGAAGCGGUACUUGCAGCUGGUGCGGCGGCUCCACCCAGAUCGGUGCGGCCACCCGCGCGCCGGAGAGUGCUUCGCGCUCGUCGAGGAGGCGUGGCGAGCCAUCGAGGCGCGGGGGGAGGGCGGAAGGAGCGCCGGAUAG